Molecule: messenger RNA, 381 nt
Organism: Andrographis paniculata
Lineage: Eukaryota; Viridiplantae; Streptophyta; Magnoliopsida; Lamiales; Acanthaceae
Exons: 1
Coding region: 1-381 (126 amino acids)
Source: RefSeq, a predicted model, not a curated record
AUGAAGCAAGGAAAUAGGACAGUCGAUGAGUUCUACAAGGAUUUGGAGGUGACUUUAAUGCGGGCUGAUGUUCGAGAGAGUCAACAAGCCACGGUAUCGAGGAUCUUGACGGGGCUGAAUCGAGACAUUGUUGACAAAGUGGGAUUGUAUCGUUUUGAUGAUAUUGAUAAAUUGGUGGAACAUGCUAUUACUAUUGAGAAGCAAUUGAAGCGUAAGGGCAAACAGAAAACAUUUGGUACGAAGCCCUUCACACCAAAUUAUACCAAGAAGGAUAACAAAACCCAAGUGGCCCAAGGAUUUGGUAAAGGAAAAUGUAUUAUCAAGGAUGACACGUCACGGAACAAGCAUGUUGGAGCUGAUCCGGAGAAGCCGAGGAAUUGA